AUGGAAGGAAAGGAGUUGAAUGAUCCUUCAUCAUAUAGACGGCUCGUGGGCAGGUUAAUAUACUUGUCAAUAACAAGGCCUGACUUGGCUUAUGCUGUUCACAUGCUAAGUCAAUUCAUGGAGAAACCUCGGCAACCACAUCUUGAGGCUGCACACAAGGUCCUCAAGUACAUUAAACAAGCAUCUGGACAAGGAAUUUUUCUCCCUUCCACGGGUUCAUUGCAAUUACAAGCAUUUUGUGUUGUCAAUUGGGCUAGAUGUAGAGAUACUAGAAGGUCGAUAAAGGGGUACUAUGUUUUGCUUGGUCAAGCACCUAUUUCCUGGAAAACUAAGAAACAAACAACUAUAUCUCGUUCUACUGCAGAGGCUGAAUACCAUUCUAUGGCCACCACAUGUUGUGAAAUCAUAUGGUUGAAGAAUAUUCUGAAGGAUCUAGGAGUGAAACAUCCACAACCAAAUCAAGCUGUUUUGUGA
Messenger RNA from Prunus persica (peach), 474 nucleotides. RefSeq lists its product as uncharacterized. The record is from RefSeq and is a predicted model, not a curated record. The transcript has a single exon. NCBI's taxonomy places the organism in Eukaryota, Viridiplantae, Streptophyta, Magnoliopsida, Rosales, Rosaceae. The coding region runs from base 1 to 474 and encodes 157 amino acids.